AGAGACCAUAGUGUCUACUGAUGGGUCCCAGUGCCUGUGUCUGCAGGGGCUCCAGCCAGUGCCUGCCUUACUCGGUCCUGUGCCUUGGCCCUCGGCCCCACGGCCCCUCCCCACAAAUGCUCAGCGGAACAGGGGAUUAGGUUCUGGCCACACAGCUGGGAUUUUGGCGGCCAUUCCACAGUCGACAAUAGCACGCAGCCACCCGGACAGGACAGCGCAGGCCUGCGCUCCAGGGCCAGAAUCUGCCUGGGCUUCUUGUUUGGGUGGCCGAGGGGGAGGAGCGGGCCGGCGCGGCAUUCUGGCCUUGCCACGCAGAAGGUGCGUUGGGGUGACUGUCUGGUAUCACCAAGAUGACACUCCAUGCGACCCGGGCGGCUGCACUCCUCUCUUGGGUGAACAGUCUGCACGUGGCUGACCCUGUGGAGGCUGUGCCACAACUCCAGGACUGCAGCGUCUUCAUCAAGAUCAUUGACAGCAUCCACGGCACUGACGAGGGGCAGCAGAUCCUGCAGCGGCCGGUGCCACAGAGACUGGACUUUGUAUGCAGUUUUCUGCAGAAAAACCGAAAACAUCCCUCUUCUCCAGAAUGCCUGGUGUCUGUGCAGAAGGUGAUGGAGGGGUCAGAGCUGGAACUGGCCAAGAUGACCAUGCUACUGUUAUACCACUCUACCAUGAGCUCCAAAAGUCCCAGGGACUGGGAACAAUUUGAGUAUAAGAUUCAGGCUGAGUUGGCUGUCAUUCUUAAAUUUGUGCUGGACCAUGAGGAUGGGCUAAACCUUAAUGAGGACCUGGAGAAUUUUUUGCAGAAAGCUCCUGUCCCUUCCACCUGUUCCAGCAGCUUCUCUGAAGAGCUGUCCCCAUCUAGCCCCCAGGCCAAGAGGGAGAUUCGCUUCUUAGAGCUACAGAAGGUUGCCUCCUCUUCCAGUGGGAACAAUCAAGGCAUGGAGAAGGGAGAUGAAAAGUCUUCUCAAGGUCACGUCAUGAGCUUCCUCUCAGGUUCUCCAGCCUCUCCCAUGGGUGACAUCCUGCAGACCCCACAAUUCCAGAUGAGAAGACUGAAGAAGCAGCUUGCAGAUGAGAGAAAUAAUAGGGAUGAGCUGGAGCUGGAGCUGGCUGAGAACCGCAAGCUCCUCACUGAGAAGGACGCGCAGAUAGCCAUGAUGCAGCAGCGCAUUGACCGCCUAGCUCUGCUGAAUGAGAAGCAGGCAGCCAGCCCAGUGGAGCCCCAGGAGCUCGAGGAGCUGCGUGACAAGAAUGAGAGCCUCACUGUGCGCCUGCAUGAAACUCUGAAGCAGUGCCAGGACCUGAAGACAGAGAAGAGCCAGAUGGAUCGCAAGAUUAACCAACUUUCUGAGGAGAAUGGAGACCUUUCCUUUAAGCUGCGGGAAUUUGCCAGUCACCUGCAGCAGCUACAGAGCGCCCUCAACGAACUGACAGAGGAGCACAGCAAGGCCACCCGGGAGUGGGUGGAGAAGCAGGCCUGUCUGGACAAGGAGCUCAGCACAGCCCUGCAGGAUAAGAAAUGCCUUGAAGAGAAGAAUGAAAUCCUUCAGGGAAAACUUUCACAGCUGGAAGAACAUUUGGCCCAGCUGCAGGAGAACCCACUCCAGAAGGGCGAGGUGCUGGGUGACGUCUUGCAGCUGGAAACCCUGAAGCAAGAGGCAGCCUCUCUUGCUGCAGACAACACCCAGCUCCACGCCAGGGUGGAGACUCUGGAGACUGAGCGAGGCCAGCAGGAAGCCAAGCUGCUUGUCGAGCGGGGCCACUUUGAAGAAGAAAAGCAGCAGCUGGCUAGCCUGAUUGCCGACCUGCAGAGCUCCAUCUCCAACCUGAGUCAGGCCAAGGAAGAGCUGGAGCAGGCCUCCCAGGCUCAGGAGGCCCAAUUGACUGCUCAGGUGGUCUCCCUCACCUCUGAGCUCACCACACUCAAUGCCACCCUUCAGCAGCAGGAUGAAGAACUGGCCAGCCUGAAGCAACAGGCCAAAAAGGAGCAGGCCCAGUUAGCACAGACCCUUCAACAGCAAGAACAGGCCUCCCGGGGCCUCUGCCACCAGGUGGAGCAGCUGAGCAGCAGCCUGAAGCAGAAGGAGCAGCAGUUGCAGGAGGCAGCCAAGGAGCAGGAGGCAACUAGGGGGGACCACGCCCAACAACUGGCCACUGCUGCUGAGGAGCGAGAGGCCUCCUUAAGGGAGCGGGAUGCGGCUCUCCAGCAGUUGGAGGCAUUGAAGAAGGAGAAGGCUGCCGAGCUAGAGAUACUGCAACAGCAACUUCAGGCUGCUAGUGAAUCCCAAGACAGCGCCCAAACCUUAGCAGCACAGGCCCAACGGGAGAAGGCAGAGCUGAGCCGACAGGUGGAGGAACUCCAUGCCCGCAUUGAGUCAGCCCAUCGGGAGCAGUGUGAGGCCCAGGCCCAGGUGGCAGAGCUAGAGGCCCAGCUGAGGUCUGAGCAGCAAAAAGCAACUGAAAGAGAAAGGGUGGUCCAGGAGAAGGGCCAGCUCCAGGAGCAGCUCCAGGCCCUUGAGGAGUCCUUGAAGAUCACAAAGGGCAGCAUUGAAGAGGAGAAGCGCAAGGCCUCAGAUGCCCUGGAAGAGCAGCAGCGUUGUAUCUCUGAGCUGGAGGCAGAGACCCGAAGCCUGGUGGAACAGCAUAAGCAGGAACGGAAGGAGCUAGAAGAAGAGAAGGCUGGGCGCAAGAGGCUUGAGACCCGAUUACAGCAGCUUGGAGAGGCCCAUCAGGCUGAGACUGAAGCCCUGCGGCAGAAGCUGGCAGAGGCCACAGUCUCCCAGCACAGGGCUGAGAGUGAGCGUGAUCAGCUCGUCAAGGAGGUAGCUACCUGGCGUGAGCGGUAUGAGGAUAGCCAGCAAGAGGAGGCUCAGUAUGGUGCCAUGUUCCAGGAACAGCUGAUGACACUGAAGGAGGAAUGUGAGAAGGCCCGCCAGGAGCUGCAGGAGGCAAAGGAGAAGGUGGCAGGGAUCGAGGCCCACAGCGAGCUCCAGAUAAGCCGGCAGCAGAAUGAGCUAGCUCAGCUCCAUGCCAGCCUGGCUAGAGCUCUCCAGCAGGUCCAGGAGAAGGAGGUCAGGGCCCAGAAGCUUGCAGAUGACCUCUCCACUCUGCAGGAGAAGAUGGCAGCCACCAGCAAGGAGGUGGCCCGCCUAGAGGCCUUGGUGCGCAAGGCAGGUGAGCAGCAGGAAACAGCCUCCCGAGAGCUACUCAGGGAGCCCCCAGGGGCAGGAGACAGAGAAUCAGAGUGGCUGGAGGAGCAGCAGGGUCGCCAGAUCUGCAGCACACAGGCAGCACUGCAGGCCAUGGAGCGUGAGGCAGAGCAAAUGGGCAGUGAGCUGGAGAGGCUGCGGGCUGCACUGAUGGAGAGCCAGGGACAGCAGCAGGAAGAACGCGGGCAGCAGGAGAGGGAGGUGGCACGGCUGACCCAGGAGCGGGGCCGGGCCCAAGCUGAUCUGGCCCUGGAGAAGGCAGCCAAGGCCGAGCUUGAGAUGCGACUGCAGAACGCCCUCAACGAGCAGCGUGUGGAGUUUGCUACCCUGCAAGAGGCACUGGCCCGUGCCCUGACGGAAAAGGAAGGCAAAGAGCAGGAGCUGGCCAAGCUUCGUGGUCAGGAAGCAGCACUGAGGACAGAGCUGGAGGAACUUCAGCAAAUCCUGGAGCAACUGAAGGAACAGCUGGCUAAGAAAGACAAGGAACACCAACAGUCUUUAAGGAAGGCCAGUGGGGAAGAUGGUUCUGGAAAGAAAGAGUCGACAGGCCUUGAGCUGGAGGCACUGCGGGCAGAGGUGAGCAAGCUGGAGCAGCAGUGCCAGCAGCAGCAGGCACAAGUGGAGAGCCUGGAGCACAGCCUCAAAGCCGAGCAGGCCUGCAGGGCUAAGCAGGACGGUGCUCUGGAGACUCUGCGGGGCCAGUUGGAAGAGAAAGCCCAGGAGCUGGGGCACAGUCAGGGCACCUUAGCCUCAGCCCAAAGGGAGUUGGCCACCCUCCGCACCAAGACUCAAGACCAUAGCAAGGCUGAAGAUGAGUGGAAGGCCCAGGUGGCCCGGGGCCAGCAGGAGGCUGAGAGAAAAAGCAGCCUCAUCAGCAGCUUGGAGGAGGAGGUGUCCAUCCUGAACCGCCAGGUCCUGGAGAAGGAGGGGGAGAGCAAGGAGUUGAAGCGGCUGGUUAUAGCUGAGUCGGAGAAGAGCCAGAAGCUGGAAGAGAGGCUGCGCCUGCUCCAGGCAGAGACAGCCAGCAAUAGUGCCAGGGCUGCCGAGCGCAGCUCCGCUCUGCGGGAAGAGGUGCAGAGCCUCCGGGAGGAGGCAGAGAAACAGCGGGUGGCUUCAGAGAACCUGCGGCAGGAGCUGGCCUCGCAGGCAGAGCGAGCAGAGGAGCUGGGCCAAGAAUUGAAGGCUUGGCAGGAGAAGUUCUUCCAGAAGGAACAGGCCCUCUCUGCCCUGCAGCUCGAGCACACCAGCACGCAGGCUCUGGUGAGUGAGCUGCUUCCCGCUAAGCACCUCUGCCAGCAGCUGCAGGCUGAGCAGGCAGCUGCUGAGAAGCGUCACCGUGAGGAACUGGAGCAGAGUAAGCAGGCAGCUGGUGGGCUGCGGGCAGAGCUGAUGAGGGCCCAACGGGAGCUUGGGGAGCUGGCGCCCCUGCGGCAGAAGGUGGCAGAGCAGGAGCGAGCCACCCAACAGCUGCGGGCAGAGAAGGCCAGCUAUGCGGAGCAGCUGAGCAUGCUGAAGAAGGCUCACGGCCUGCUGGCAGAGGAGAACCGGGGGCUGGGUGAGCGGGCCAACCUUGGCCGGCAGUAUCUGGAAGUGGAGCUGGACCAGGCCCGGGAGAAAUACGUCCAAGAGUUGGCAGCUGUACGUGCUGACGCUGAGACCCGUCUGGCUGAGAUGCAACGGGAAGCACAGAGCACUGCCCGGGAGCUGGAGGUGAUGACUGCCAAGUAUGAGGGUGCCAAGGUCAAGGUCCUGGAGGAAAGGCAGCGGUUCCAGGAGGAGAGGCAGAAGCUCACUGCCCAGGUGGAGCAGCUAGAGGUAUUUCAGAGAGACCAGACUAAGCAGGUGGAAGAACUGAGUAAGAAGCUGGCUGACUGUGACCAAGCCAGCAAGGUGCAGCAGCAGAAGCUGAAGGCUUUCCAGGCCCAGGGAGGCGAGAGCCAGCAGGAGGCCCAACGCCUUCAGGCCCAAUUGAAUGAGCUGCAGGCCCAGUUGAGCCAGAGGGAGCAGGCAGCUGAGCACUACAAACUGCAGAUGGAAAAAGCCAAGACCCAUUACGAUGCCAAGAAGCAGCAGAACCAAGAGCUACAGGAGCAGCUGCGGGGCUUGGAGCAGCUGCAAAAGGAAAACAAGGAGCUGCGGGCUGAAGCCGAACAGCUGGGCCAUGAGCUGCAGCAGGCCGGGCUGAAGACCAAAGAGGCUGAACAGACCUGCCGCCACCUUACUGCCCAGGUGCGCAGCCUGGAGGCACAGGUUGCCCAUGCAGACCAGCAGCUUCGAGAUCUGGGCAAAUUCCAGGUGGCAACAGAUGCCUUAAAAAGCCGUGAGCCCCAGGCUAAGCCCCAGCUGGACUUGAGUAUUGACAGCUUGGAUCUGAGCUGUGAGGAGGGGACUCCACUCAGUAUCACCAGCAAGCUGCCUCGUACCCAACCAGAUGGCACCAGCGUCCCUGGAGAGCCAGCCUCACCCAUCUCCCAGCGCUUGCCCCCCAAGGUAGAAUCCCUGGAGAGUCUCUACUUCACCCCCAUCCCUGCUCGGGGUCAGGCUCCCCUGGAGAGCAGCCUGGACUCCCUGGGGGACGUCUUCCUGGACUCGGGCCGUAAGACCCGCUCUGCUCGUCGGCGCACCACGCAAAUCAUCAACAUCACCAUGACCAAGAAGCUAGAUGUGGAGGAGCCAGACAGCGCCAAUUCAUCUUUCUACAGCACGCAGUCUGCACCUGCUUCCCAGGCCAGCCUGCGAGCCACCUCCUCUACCCAGUCCCUGGCCCGCCUGGGCUCUCCCGAUGAUGGCAACUCAGCUCUGCUCAGCCUUCCUGGCUACCGGCCUACCACUCGCAGCUCUGCUCGUCGCUCCCAGGCUGGGGUAUCCAGUGGGGCCCCUCCAGGAAGGAACAGCUUCUACAUGGGCACUUGCCAGGAUGAGCCUGAGCAGCUGGAUGAUUGGAACCGCAUUGCAGAGUUGCAGCAGCGCAACCGAGUAUGCCCCCCACACUUGAAGACCUGCUAUCCCCUGGAGUCCAGGCCUUCCCUGAGCCUGGGCACCAUCACGGAUGAGGAGAUGAAAACCGGAGACCCCCAGGAGACCCUGCGCCGAGCCAGCAUUCAGCCAACCCAGAUAGCUGAGGGCACUGGCAUCACCACCCGGCAGCAGCGCAAACGGGUCUCCUCAGAGCCCCACCAGGGCCCUGACACCCCCGAGUCGAAGAAGGCCACCAGCUGUUUCCCACGCCCCAUGACUCCCCGGGACCGACAUGAAGGACGCAAACAGAGCAUUAGUGAGGCCCAGAAGAAAGCGGCUCCAGCUGUUGUUAAGCAGGCUGACCGGCGCCAGUCAAUGGCCUUCAGCAUCCUCAACACGCCCAAGAAGCUGGGGAAUAGCCUUCUGCGGCGGGGGGCCUCAAAGAAGGCCCCGUCCAAGGCCUCCCCCAACACCCGCAGUGGAACCCGCCGCUCUCCACGCAUUGCUACCACCACAGCCGGCACUGCCACUGGUGCUGCCUUCACUGCCACCCCUCGGGCCAAGGGCAAGGCAAAGCACUAAAGGGCCGGUACCAGUGAGUGGCCCCACCUGUGUCCCUGUGGCUGACCUCGCCUGGUCCUUCUCUACUGUCCCUCUCAGUGCCUUCUCUCAGCUCCCAGGCCAAUGGUGACCAAACCCCUAGAGACAGUGAUGCCUGCCUGCACCUUGGCACCUGGACCUUCAGCAUCUUCUCUAGACACCUUCUCAGAGCUGGCCCAGGAGGCCUGGAACUUGGACAGUGUGGGUGCUCUCUCUACCUUGCCUCCUGAUUUUUUCUUAGAGCAAAGUCACUUCAUCACAGCCAGAUUUGAGGCUGGCUUUGAGUGACUGGGUCCUCGGGCCCAGGCAGUCUUCCUCUCAGCCUCUGGAUCUAGAAGGGACCAUUGGAGGAGCAGGCCCUGCUUCCUGCUGCUCCUGGUGGCUGGGCCUAGCAGGGACCCUUGCUCUUGAAGUCCAGGACUGGGCAUGGCCAGGUGGGAGCACCCACACCCAGGUGCUCCCGUCCAUCCAAGGGCAUAGGUGCCCAGAGGAUGCUCUUUUCUAGGAUAGAUGGGCUCUGUGUCUUUUUUUUGGGGGGGGGGGGACCUUCAGCAACAGACCACACCCCACCUUCCCCAGACUUGCACUGGGAUGGAAUUUGGAGUGAUGGGAAGGUUUUUAAGGGCCAGGGAUGGAUCUUUUCUAAAUGUUAUUACUUGUAAAUAAAGUCUAUUUUUCUCCCUUGA
This is a messenger RNA of Cynocephalus volans (Philippine flying lemur), 7456 nucleotides long. RefSeq names its product nuclear mitotic apparatus protein 1 (gene NUMA1). The coding region runs from base 351 to 6752 and encodes 2133 amino acids. Gene Ontology annotation, molecular function: microtubule binding. The transcript has 27 exons. Gene Ontology annotation, cellular component: spindle pole; spindle microtubule; centrosome. The record is from RefSeq and is a predicted model, not a curated record. Gene Ontology annotation, biological process: establishment of mitotic spindle orientation. NCBI's taxonomy places the organism in Eukaryota, Metazoa, Chordata, Mammalia, Dermoptera, Cynocephalidae.